AUGUUCUCAGCAGCACGACACACCGCCCUGCGGCAAGCCCGCUCAUCAUGCAUGCGCCCUAGAGUCACGGCUCCUCUGUCGCGCGAUGCCGCCCUCGCUCGCCUGCUGUCGACCCUGGCCGUCCUGGAACAAAGAGAGGGAAAGCUGAACAUGUCAUCGCUUGCCGCCGUGAGCGCUGCCAUGAAGCUCGGUGGGAGUGUCACUGGAUUCGUCGCUGGAUCAAACGUCAAGGCUGUUGCCGACGAGGCUGCAAAGGUCGAGGGCUUGGAAAAGGUCAUCUAUGUCGACAAUGCCGAUUAUGACAAGGGUCUGCCCGAGAACUUUGCCCCCCUGCUCGUCGAGAACAUCAAAAAGGGAGGCUUUACUCAUGUCCUCGCCGGCCACUCUGCCUUCGGCAAGAACCUGAUGCCCCGCGUCGCCGCCAUGCUCGACGUCCAGCAAAUCUCAGACAUAACCAACAUCGAGUCGGAAGAUACCUUUGUGCGCCCCAUCUACGCCGGCAACGCAAUCCUCACCGUCCAAACCGCCGAUAGCCCCAAGGUCGUCACCGUCCGUGGAACCGCUUUCCCCUCGGGUGCCGCAGAAGGUGGUAGUGCCUCGGUCGAAGAGGGCGUGGAUCCCAAGGCUGCUUGCCCGACCGAAUGGAUCAGUGAGGACCUCGCAAAGUCCGACCGUCCCGAUCUCGCUACCGCCGAAAAGGUCGUUUCCGGUGGCCGUGGUCUCAAGUCCAAGGAGGAAUUCGACCGCAUCAUGCCCCCGCUUGCUGAUGCUCUGGGUGCCGCUAUUGGUGCCUCCCGCGCUGCUGUCGACAGCGGUUUCGCAGACAACAGUCUGCAGGUCGGUCAGACUGGAAAGAACGUCGCUCCUCAGCUUUACCUCUGUGCUGGUAUCAGUGGCGCUAUCCAGCAUCUGGCUGGUAUGAAGGAUAGCAAGGUUAUUGCUGCCAUCAACAAGGAUGCCGAUGCACCCAUCUUCCAGGUCGCUGAUGUCGGCCUCGUGGGCGAUCUCUUCGAGAAGGUUCCUGAGUUGACCGAGAAGCUCAAGGCAUAA
Messenger RNA from Aureobasidium namibiae CBS 147.97, 1050 nucleotides. Its product is annotated as electron transfer flavo protein-like protein subunit alpha. The record is from RefSeq and is a predicted model, not a curated record. NCBI's taxonomy places the organism in Eukaryota, Fungi, Ascomycota, Dothideomycetes, Dothideales, Saccotheciaceae. The transcript has 2 exons. Gene Ontology annotation, molecular function: electron transfer activity; flavin adenine dinucleotide binding. The coding region runs from base 1 to 1050 and encodes 349 amino acids. Gene Ontology annotation, cellular component: mitochondrion.